This is a messenger RNA of Osmia lignaria (orchard mason bee), 1043 nucleotides long. RefSeq names its product protein phosphatase inhibitor 2. Gene Ontology annotation, molecular function: protein phosphatase inhibitor activity. Lineage: Eukaryota; Metazoa; Arthropoda; Insecta; Hymenoptera; Megachilidae. Gene Ontology annotation, biological process: regulation of signal transduction. The record is from RefSeq and is a predicted model, not a curated record.
AGAAAUCGAUUUUAACGUUACAGUAAAAAUGACAAAGUAUUGCAAAGUAAAAUCUGAAAUAUCUUGCACCGUAUAAGGUUUUGUGCAACAUGGCACCAAUUAUAACUGGUUAUUUUGUGUUUAAAUCUUAAAAUUUUAUGGUGGUAAAUUGACAAGAGUUGUAAAUAAUUAUCAACCUGUUCUAAUUUUAGUCAGAACACUGUAAUGAAAUAUUGGCUUUAUAAAUUCGUGAUGGUUUAUAAUUAUCAAUUGUAAAUCAAGUUUUUUCAAAAUGGCAGAAAAUCUUUCGAAACGACCUACUAAAGGAAUUUUGAAAUUAUCUAGCAGUUUCGAUAAUCCGGAUCUACCUAGACCAAGUAAAGAAACAAAAUGGGAUGAGAUGAACAUAAUAGCAACAUUGCAUCCAGCGGAAAAAGAUUAUGGUCACAUGAAGAUUGAUGAACCAAAAACCCCAUACAACUAUGAAGGCCUGCACAAUGAAUUUGAAUUUGAUCAAUUAGAUUCUACUGCUGUUGCUGCUAAAUUGGCAGGAGGUAGUAAACCAAAAAUAUUUGAAGAAUCAAGCGAAGAUGAAGAAGAAAAAGAAACACCUGAGGAAAGAGAAAAACGAAAAGCAUUCGAAGCAAAAAGAAAGAGUCAUUAUCGAGAAUGGCAGGUUGUUCAGAUGGCUCGAAAACAAUUACUUGAACAAGAUGAAGAAGAUGAGGAUGAGGACCUUGAACAAAAUGAAGAUAAUGAAGAAGAUGUAGAAAAAGAAGACGGUGGUUCUUUUCCUUCAGAAGAACAAAUCAAUUUUGAUGUUAGAUUCAAAUGCAUGCCAUCCUGUGAUACAACAGAACAAAAAUGAUAUGAUAACGAACGUUCAUUAAUAAUAUUGGUCGCUGAAACUUAGAAUUCAUUUAUUCGACAUUUUGAGUUUAUGAAACAUUUAUUCGCCAUUAUAUGACAGUUGAUAGAUAAAGUAAUUCUCUAACUACUCUAACAAUAAUAUCUGUUUUAAAUUAGUUAAACGAUUAAGUUAAUAAAUUUUUUUAAUUGAUCGA